Messenger RNA from Xiphophorus couchianus (Monterrey platyfish), 6602 nucleotides. RefSeq names its product itchy E3 ubiquitin protein ligase a (gene itcha). Lineage: Eukaryota; Metazoa; Chordata; Actinopteri; Cyprinodontiformes; Poeciliidae. The record is from RefSeq and is a predicted model, not a curated record. The transcript has 24 exons. Gene Ontology annotation, cellular component: cytoplasm. Gene Ontology annotation, biological process: protein K63-linked ubiquitination; protein K29-linked ubiquitination; protein K48-linked ubiquitination. Bases 183 to 2792 code for a protein of 869 amino acids. Gene Ontology annotation, molecular function: ubiquitin protein ligase activity; protein binding.
AAAGGCAUUAACCGGAAAUGUGGAAUUUAGCUAGUGUUACUGAAGUCCCUGUUAAUGGCUGAUAUGUAACUGUCAACAAUUCUGGGGUUGCUGAGACCGAAGCCCUUUUACGAUCCAUUACUCUCUGUGUUUCACAGGUUCAUUUUUAAAGGCAACUUAGAAUCAAAUGUUAUGGAUGAACCAUGAAGGCACAAUUACAAGUCACAGUGCUUUCAGCUAAGCUAAAGGAAAACAAAAAGAACUGGUUUGGUCCCAGUCCGUACGUUGAGGUAGCUGUGGAUGGCCAGUCAAAGAGAACAGAAAAAUGCAACAACACCCACAGUCCCAAAUGGAAGCAGGCCCUCACUGUAAUUGUGACUCCAGUCAGCAAACUCAUCUUUCGUGUUUGGAGUCAUCAGACACUGAAAGCAGAUAUUCUGCUGGGCAUGGCCACUCUGGACAUCGGCACGGUCCUCAAAGCCAAUGAUCUUAAAUUGUGUGAGGUGGUGCAGACGCUGCAGCUAUCCUUUGACAGAGACCCUCAGGAUAUUGUAGGGGACCUCUCAAUCUGUCUGGACGGCAUGCAGGUUGACCCGGAAGCCUUUGCUCUGGCAGAGAGAGAGCAAGCUCCUCUUACAAAUGGAAAUGCAAAACAAAAUGGCAACACAAGCAACAGAUCAAGCCGGGACACGUCUCCAUCCAGUGACUCAGAUGACUGGGUCAUUGUACCCAAUGGUCUUACUGUCAGCGAUAGAGGUUCUCCCUCUCCGUCUGCAGAGGGCUCCACUUCCUCACGUCCUCCUAGGCCUGCCAGGCCACCGCCUCCUACGCCACGAAAACCUGCUGCCUCACCAAGCUCUUCCAGUAGUUCUUCCCCCAGUGAACUGAGUGAAGCACCAGCUUCUGAUGGCUCCUCUCAGGCAUCUGCAAGCGGAGGUUCAGACCAGCCCGAUGACACAGGUGCACGAGCAGCAACGGCUGUUUCCUCACAGACGGCUUGUGCUCCCAAACCAGAUGGCGCUGUAACAGCAGCUCCAGCUACAACAGCUACUCCCAGAGUCAACCCCAUUAGCAACGCACCGCUGCCACCAGGAUGGGAGCAAAGGGUAGACCAGAAUGGAAGAGUGUAUUAUGUGGACCACAUUGAGAAAAGGACAACCUGGGACAGACCUGAGCCUCUGCCUACAGGCUGGGAGCGGCGGGUCGACCCGAUGGGUAGAGUAUACUAUGUUGACCACAUAACACGAACCACAACAUGGCAACGGCCCACUCAGGAGUCAGUCCGCAACUAUGAGGAAUGGCAGAACCAGCGCAGCCAGCUCCAGGGAGCAAUGCACCAGUUUAACCAGAGGUUCAUUUACGGGCUGCAGGAUCAGUUUGCAGCCACAUCCACUAAAGAGUUCGACCCACUGGGACCGCUGCCACACGGCUGGGAGAAGAGAACAGACACCAACGGCAGAGUAUAUUUUGUUCAUCAUCCAACUCGAAUGACACAGUGGGAGGACCCGAGGACACAGGGUCUUCUGAACGACAAACCCCUGCCUGAAGGGUGGGAGAUGAGGUUCACUGUGGACCACAUCCCCUACUUUGUAGACCACAACCGGAAAACGACGACCUACAUCGACCCUCGGACAGGGAAAUCUUCCUUCGAGAAUGGGCCACAGAUCACCUAUGUUCGGGAUUUUAAAGCCAAAGUGCAAUACUUCAGAUUCUGGUGUCAGCAAUUAUCUAUGCCUCAGCAUAUCAAGAUUACUGUCUCCAGAAAAACUUUGUUUGAGGAUUCAUUUCAGCAGAUCAUGAGUUUUCACCCACAAGAUUUGAGGCGGAGACUGUGGAUAAUUUUCCCUGGAGAGGAGGGCUUGGACUAUGGAGGCGUAGCCAGAGAAUGGUUCUUCUUGCUCUCCCAUGAAGUGCUAAAUCCCAUGUACUGUUUGUUCGAGUACGCUGGAAAGGACAACUACUGUCUUCAGAUUAACCCUGCUUCUUAUAUCAAUCCGGAUCAUCUUAAAUACUUUAAAUUCAUUGGCCGCUUCAUUGCCAUGGCCUUGUUCCAUGGAAAGUUUAUUGACACGGGUUUCUCGCUGCCUUUCUACAAGCGCAUUUUGAACAAACCGCUGGCUCUUAAAGACUUGGAGUCCAUUGACCCCGAAUUUUAUAAUUCACUCAUUUGGAUCAAGGACAAUAACAUAGAGGAAUGCGGUCUGGAGAUGUUCUUCUCUGUUGAUAAGGAGAUCCUGGGAGAGGUCAGCACUCAUGAGCUGAAACCAGAUGGAGGAAACAUUCCAGUUACUGAAGACAACAAGGAGGAAUACAUCAGGUUGGUGGCAGAGUGGAGGCUGUCCAGAGGGGUGGAGGAGCAGACCCAGGCAUUCUUUGAGGGCUUCAAUGAAGUUCUUCCUCAGCAGUACCUUCAGUACUUUGAUGCAAAGGAGUUGGAGGUAAUGCUGUGUGGAAUGCAGGAGAUAGACCUGGUGGACUGGCAGAGAAACACAAUUUAUAGACAUUAUGCUAGGAGCAGCAAGCAGAUCCUUUGGUUCUGGCAGUUUGUGAAGGAGAUGGACAACGAAAAACGAAUGAGACUCCUGCAGUUUGUCACUGGCACCUGCCGUCUUCCUGUGGGUGGCUUUGCUGAUUUGAUGGGAAGCAAUGGUCCACAAAAGUUUUGCAUUGAGAAAGUGGGGAAAGAAAACUGGCUUCCACGAAGUCACACGUGCUUCAAUCGUCUGGAUCUCCCUCCUUAUAAAAGCUAUGAGCAGCUGAAGGAGAAACUUAUGUUUGCCAUUGAGGAAACGGAAGGAUUUGGGCAGGAAUAAUCAUAACAGGAGUUCCUGAUUUUCAUCCCGAUAAAUGGAUGCAACAGAAAAUUGCUGACCUUGAAUGAGCCGGAUCCAUUUUAGAAAGAAGCACUUUUAGCAGUUUCUCUCUGCAGCCUGGAAAUGCUUUCACCAUGGUAGAUUCUGUCUGUCUCAAUAGCAUAUUCACAAAAGAUUACAAAAUUGUUUCAUAAUAGGUUCAUUAUUUAACAAGGGAUCUGUGAGUCUUCUACCUUGAUGACCUGUUCCUCCCUGAUCCACUUAAUCUCACUUUGCUGCACAAAAAGACUAAAAAAAGAAACGCCUUUCUCACUCUGGCAUGCCUGCACUUGCUGUAUGUUGAGUAAGCGCAGUUUCUACACGUGGAGCACUGAUUCUGCGCCACAGUCAUUUAGAACCACUUUGUUGGGCUAUGCACCCUGAUAAUGUACAAGGAAAGAAACUUGUCUGUACAUUUUGACUCGUAAUAUGAAGAUUAAUUUCCUGACAGAUAAAACAGUCCCUUUUGAUUUGAGGUCAUUGAGGUUUUGUUUUCUUUCUUUUGAUGGAAGGUGGGAUGAAUGAAUAUUUUUCUAAUAGGUGACUGAUAUGAAUCCUGUAGCACAUAUACAGUUUUUUAUUAACUUUGCUAAAUGUGAUGACUUUAAUUGCAAUAAUACUUUCUUGUGUUGUGACAGGUUAAUAUGUUCAACUAGUUUGCACAUGUUUUUGUGAGCAUUGAGAUUAUGAUUGCUAUUAGAAGAUGCUAUUUUUAAGUGCAAUAGUUUUGUAGAACACAUAGUUUCGCCAAUGUUGCAUUCAAACAGGGCUUUGAUUAGUUUUUCUAAGAUUUAGUUUUUACCUUCAAGUUAAAUCCCAGUACUACAUGGAGAUCUGUUGCAUACUUUGAAUUCUGUAAGGUUACUGUGGUUUGCUGUCCCAUUAUAGCUGCUACUGUUAUAUCUGCAUUUUAGACCAUAAAUGUUUACCAAAUGUUUCAGUCAGGAAGAAGUAAACUGUGAAGGCUGUGAUAACGAAGCUGGUACUGAUGACCCAUUCAAACUGAGCGAUAGUCGGUUCUCAGCUAGUUCUCAAGAGCCCAAGUUACAUAACUGGAGCAGCGGUGUGUCAGAUGGGUUCUGUUAAGCUUUGCAAACGGAGUGAAUCCAAGAAAAGCUAAGAUUUAAAAUUCUACAGGUUUCAUUUAUUAAGUGACUGUUAUUGCUUAUGUGUAGUUGAAACCAGACAUUUACACAGACAUUUUCAAAAAUAUGUUUUAUUAACCUCACAAUUACAUUACAUCAUACUAAAAUAGUCCCAGAAUAAUUUGAUUUUAAGAUAAUUGCUCACAUUUUCUUCAAAUUCAAAAGUUUUAAUAGAUUUUAUUAGUAUUUGGGAUAUUUUCCAUUUGAAUAGAAUGACUUGAAUGUGUUAGGUAUUUUUUCACAUGCUCCCCAUAAUAGUUUGCUGGAGUUUUGGUCCAUUCCUCCCAUCAGACCUGGUCUAACUGACUCUGUUAUGCAAUCUGCCUUGAUCGCACAAAGUUUUUUUUAGCUCUGCCUACAAUUUUCUCUAUGGGAUUGGAUCAGGGCUUUGCGAUGGCCAUUCCAAAACAUUGACUCACUUUUAUUCUUUUGUAACUAAUUCACUAACUAGGCUUAGGGUCAUUGUCUGUAUGGAAACACAUGGUUUAACUUUCUGCCUGUCUUGAGAUGUUUCUUUAAUAUUGCCACAUGAUCUUAUUUUCUCAUCUAUUUUGUGAAGUGCACCAGUCCCUCCCACAGCAAAACAUCCACAUGAUGCUAGCCCCCUGUACAACUGGGAUUGUUUUCCUGGAUUUUCAAGCUCUCCUCUGCUAUGAUCUGCAUUAUGGACAAACAUUUCAGUGUUAUUUUCAUUUGACCACAAUAUAUCAAAAAUAUUAACAUAUUUGGCUCUAGGUGCAUUUGCAAAGUGUCUUUUUUUUUUACCUUUGGUAUGACUUCUUCGCCGAGUCGCCUUACAGCUAACCUUGGUACAUGUUUCACGAUGUAUAAUCACACUCUCUUCCCAGAUUCUGCCAGCAUCUUUCCAAAACAAGUUUUGUUUUUUUUCUGGGGUUGAUGUGCACAUUUUGCUGUGAAACAUGUUCGUCUAUACGACACAAAUCUUGUCCCCUUUGUAAAUGUUAGCACAGCUCAACAUUUUAUAGUUGCCAAUAAUAUUUUUUGAACAGAUGAAUAGGGUGGGAGUUAUUCCAAGGAUAAACCGGAUUUGUGGAGGUCUGGCAUUCUCUUCCUUUUACUUUGACUGAUUUCUUUAGGUUAUCCACACAGUGCGACUCAAGGAAACCUUGUGAUUGAGGUUUACCUAAAAAAAAAUAUCCUAUCAGAUGCUUACAAGGCCGUGCUAUUAAUCACCUAGGUUUUACAAAUUGUUUAAAGGUAAUUUAAACUUAAAUAUAUAAAUCUUUAAGUCUUAAAUGCAUUAAGAUUUAGUCUUAAUGCAUAUAAACUGCUGAAUUUGAAGGCCUUAAUAAAAAUUUAUUUUAAACAUUUUAAUAUGCUUGAUUUUGCAAAUAAAAAAGUGGUAAUCUUAUUUUUAUCCUAAAACAAGAGGAGUUUAAUUUGAUUUAAAUUCAUACAUCUGAGAAUAAAUAUCUGGUUUCAACUACAAAUACACUUAGUGAGUAUAAAAAAGCUCAUCCAUCAAUACAUCUGGAUUGCCCAAGAAGUGAAGAAAACUUAGUUUCACAGAACCCUAGUUUUAUAGGGUGUGAGUUGCUCAGAUUUCUACAUUAUAAUUAAAGACUUUUACUAGAACAAGGCUAUAUAGAAAGGUAAUUAGUAAAAUUGUGAACCUUUAAAUGUCAAUGUUCUCCAAAUUUCACAAUAGCAUCCACUGCAUCCUCAUGAAUAUUGCCACCCCUUGUAAAGAUGUCAGGGGUGAGGGGGGGAUAAAAUAAAAUUGCACUAGCGUUCUCACUGAAAUACUUUUGGAAAAUCUAGUUUUUAAUUUCAGAACAUUUAGUAAAUGUAUUGGGGGGGAUAUAACAAGUUUUAAUAAGAUCUUCAGUGCCACAGUUGGUAUCUAAUCAUCAAUGACUUCAUGUUUACCAAGAGGAUAAUUAUGUUGUAAUACUAAAGUCUGAUCUUCAAAAGUGGCGAAGGUAAGAGACCAUACAAUUUAAUUAAGGUAGAAAUUAGAUUUAUAAAUCAGGAAAGCUGGAAAGAAAAUAGCUACUCAGCUAGAAUAAUGAUUUAAAAAAACACUCUUGAAAUUACUGUGGUCUGUGUGAGCUUAUACUACUGCUAAAAAUAAAUUGUGCAACUUUCUUUUUCUUUUUACAUGCUUUCAAGGGGUGCCAAUAAUUGUGCAAGGUGUUGUACUUUAAGUUGUACUUCAACUUUCAGCUUUUAUUUUUCUAAAUAUAUAAAAAGAUAAUUAUAAAAACUGAAAAAAAAAAAAGGUGUUUUGUCAAUGAAUCUGAAUAUAACCCUGUUUUUAUUUUAUCAUUUAAAACUGCUACUGGUGUUACUGUUUGGGGUUCACUGGAUUUUCUUUUUUUCAAAUGUUUCUAACAAUUUUCUAUUUUAAGAUUGUGGCACACAGGUUUAAAUCUCACAUUUACUGUGAAGGGAAAACAAGCAGUAAGCAGCUUUCCACAUAGUUUCAGACUGAUUUAAAAUAAUUAUGUAGUAAUGUCAUUAUUAGGAACCCUCCUAGCUUUACAUUGGGGUCGUGCUGCAAAUUGAAGACUGUGAUUGUAAUGUGUGUUCUACUUAAAAAAUCAAAAAAAAAAUCUAUCUGCUGUUUCCCUUUAAGAUCACUCAUUAAAAACAAAUAAGAUUC